AUGUCGCCAAGUCGAGCCACUCCCAUUAUCAUUGGUGUUGGCGAUGUUAGAAACAAAUCUAGCAAGCCAGAGGACGCCAUCGAGCCCUCAAAAAUGAUGGUCGGCGCCAUCCAAAACGCCAUCAAAGACACAGGUCUCGAUGCCGGUGCACAGAAACAGCUUCUCGGCGAUGCAGAUAGCUUGCGCAUCAUUCCCACGUGGACGUGGGCUUACAAUGACUUGCUGAGCACUGUAGCCAAUGAUCUGGGAAUUAGGCCGGCAACGAAAGAGAUGCCGACGCACGGCGGCAACCAACCUGCAUUGCAAUGCGACGAAGCAGCCAGAGCCAUCGCCAACGGCCAGAGCAAGGUGGCCAUUCUGACUGGCGGCGAGGCCAUGGCUUCACGUGCUGGUGCACGUCACUCCGUCGGUCUUCCCAUCCAUGUCUACCCUUUGUAUGAGAUUGCGCGCCGCGCACAUCUUCACCACACUGCACAGCAAAAUAACCAGGAAUCGGCCACCAUGUACGCUUCAUUCGACGAGAUUGGCUCCAAGAACAAAUACUCGUGGAAUUAUGGCGAGAAGCCGAAAUCAGCUGAAUUCAUCGGCUCCAUCUCGAAGCGAAACCGCAUCAUCUGCGACCCUUACCCCCUACUGAUGAAUGCCUUUAACGGUGUCAAUCUGUCGGCUGCCUGCAUCUUGACGUCGACGGAGCAUGCUGAGAAACUCGGUAUUCCUAAAGACAAGUGGGUGUAUAUUCUUGGCGGAGCCGGUACUCACGAAAAGGACAACUUCUGGGAACGACCUGGGUUCGCUAGCAGUCCAGCGAUUACAAACUCGCUCAAUUCUGCACUGCAAGUCUGUGGCCUGAAAAAAGAGCAGAUUGACGUUUUCGAUUUUUACUCAUGCUUCCCGAUUGUCCCCAAGCUUGCAUGCGAUCAUUUCGAACUCUCGCCCACCACUCCGGAAAAGCCAAUUUCACUCUUGGGCGGACUAACAUCAUUCGGAGGCGCCGGAAACAACUACUCCAUGCACGCAAGUACAGCGCUCACGGCCAUGACGCGAGAGCUGCGCAGCCGCAAAUACAACAACGGCCUGAUUCUUGCCAACGGCGGUAUGCUCACGCAUCAGUACGUUGUCUGCCUCUCAGCACAACCUCGCAAGGACGGAAAGGACUACCCGUUGGAGAACCCGUUGCCUCUUGUCGUGCAGGACCCGGCGCCACCAUUUGCCGAAGACGCCACCGGCCCCGCCACCAUUGAAACUUAUACAAUCGAGUAUGAUCGCUCUGGAGUACCCAAUCUCGGCCUCAUUGUCGGGAAGCUCAAGACUGGCGAGCGGUUCCUCGCGAAUCACGGCGACGAUGCGACGCUGCAAAGACUGGCCCAACGUUCCGUGGAGCACAUUGGUGAGGCGGGCGUUGUACGAAAGGAAGACGAGAGGAAUCUCUUUUACUUUGACGCCAAACCGAACCUGUAA
This is a messenger RNA of Beauveria bassiana ARSEF 2860, 1458 nucleotides long. Its product is annotated as thiolase-like protein. Bases 1 to 1458 code for a protein of 485 amino acids. The transcript is spliced from 7 exons. Gene Ontology annotation, molecular function: acyltransferase activity. The record is from RefSeq and is a predicted model, not a curated record. NCBI's taxonomy places the organism in Eukaryota, Fungi, Ascomycota, Sordariomycetes, Hypocreales, Cordycipitaceae.